This is a messenger RNA of Gopherus evgoodei (Goodes thornscrub tortoise), 1695 nucleotides long. RefSeq names its product protein arginine methyltransferase 1 (gene PRMT1). The coding region runs from base 27 to 1136 and encodes 369 amino acids. Gene Ontology annotation, cellular component: nucleus. Gene Ontology annotation, molecular function: protein-arginine N-methyltransferase activity. NCBI's taxonomy places the organism in Eukaryota, Metazoa, Chordata, Testudines, Testudinidae. The transcript has 11 exons. The record is from RefSeq and is a predicted model, not a curated record.
CGCUCUCUCUGCGCUUCGCUCGCAAGAUGGCGGAGGCGACCAACUGCACCAUGGAGAAUUUUGUAGCCACGCUGGCUAAUGGGAUGAGCCUGCAGACUGCGAUAGAAGAUGUGUCCUGCCCCCAGGCUGAGAGCAGCGUGAAGCCCACGGCCGAGGAGAUGACGUCCAAGGAUUAUUACUUCGACUCCUACGCCCACUUCGGCAUCCACGAGGAGAUGCUGAAGGACGAGGUUCGCACUCUGACCUACAGAAACUCCAUGUUCCACAACCGGCACCUCUUCAAGGACAAGGUGGUUCUGGACGUGGGCAGCGGCACCGGGAUUCUCUGCAUGUUCGCGGCCAAGGCGGGCGCCAAGCGGGUCAUUGGGAUCGAGUGCUCCAGCAUCUCCGACUACGCCGUCAAAAUCGUCAAAGCCAACAAGCUGGAACACGUGGUGUCCAUCAUCAAGGGCAAGGUGGAGGAGGUGGAGCUGCCGGUGGAGAAAGUCGACAUCAUCAUCAGCGAGUGGAUGGGCUACUGCCUCUUCUACGAGUCCAUGCUCAACACCGUCAUCUACGCCCGCGACAAGUGGCUGACCCCCGACGGACUCAUCUUCCCUGACCGGGCCACCCUGUACGUCACGGCCAUUGAGGACCGGCAGUACAAGGACUACAAGAUCCACUGGUGGGAGAACGUCUACGGCUUUGACAUGUCCUGCAUCAAGGACGUGGCCAUCAAGGAGCCGCUGGUGGACGUGGUGGAUCCAAAGCAGCUGGUCACCAACGCCUGCCUCAUCAAGGAGGUGGACAUCUACACGGUGAAGGUGGAGGACCUGACGUUCACCUCGCCCUUCUGCCUCCAAGUGAAACGCAACGACUACAUCCACGCGCUCGUGGCAUAUUUCAACAUCGAGUUCACCCGCUGUCACAAGCGAACGGGCUUCUCCACCAGCCCGGAGUCACCCUACACCCACUGGAAGCAGACGGUGUUCUACAUGGAGGACUACCUGACGGUGAAGACGGGCGAGGAGAUCUUCGGCACCAUCAGCAUGAAGCCCAAUGCCAAGAACAACCGGGACCUGGACUUCACCAUCGACCUGGACUUCAAGGGCCAGCUGUGUGAACUGUCCUGCUCCACGGAUUACCGCAUGCGCUAGCCCCCCCAUGUCCGUCCCCCCCGCCCUCCCAUUGCGUUGUGUGCCCCCCCCCGGGGCAGGCUCAGAGCCGCGGGCACCAGGGCCCUUCUCAUGGCCAGGAGGACACAGAGCUGCCACUGACUCCCCCCUCCCUGCGUGGCUCUUGGGGGAGGGGGGUGAUUGUCUCCCUCUGCCCUGGGCUCCCCCCACCCCUCCCUCCCAUCUGCUUUUAAACCAGCAAACCCCCCCCCCCCCAGUAACUAAGUACCUCACUGCCCCCCCUCCCAUCCUGGGACACCCUUGAGGGGCUCCGGGGCCCAGCUGAGUCCCUCUGCUCCGGUGGGGGGGGGGGCUGCCCUGUUUUUUAGCUGGGGGGUAGGUCAGGGGGGCUAUGGGGAGGGUUCCCAGUUUGUGUUUUGCUGACGGUUCUGUCCCCCCCCGCCCCCUUUUACCCCCUCCCGGUUGACACAUCGUGACUGUUUCAUAAGUUAUGUUUUUAUAUGGCUACAUUCAUGAGAAAAUAAAGAGAUGAAACGGGGCCCCUGGCUGCCUGGGCAGGGUGGGGGGGCCCCAAACCGCA